AUGACCCCUCAGGCGAUCCAGCAGCGACUGAUUGUGGCCAACCAGGAGCUCGCGCGCCACAACGGGAAGCUUCGCGCGGACGUCAACGAGUCGCGGCGCCGCGCGGACAUGGCCGUCAACGCCGAGAAACAGGCCGCCAUCGUCAACGCGAUCCUCCGGCAGCAGAACGACACCGCCGUGCGCGAAACCCGGCAGCUCCUGGUAAGCCCCUCUCCCGCGCGUUCAAAUAACGAAAGCGCUGAAAACCCCCCGCCCCUUCGCCGCGCGCCGCCGCAGGCCAAGCUCCAAUCGUCGAACGACGAGAUAACGAGGCUCAAGAUCCGUCUCGCCGCGUACGAGCGCGAGCGCGAGCGCCGGCCCGAGCGCCCCGCGCCUUCACCCGCGCCGCCCGAGCCGAAGCCCGAGCCGAAGCCCGAGCCGAAGCCCGAGCCCGGGCCCGAGCUCGCUCGCGCCCUUCCAAAGUCGUCGUCGCGCAUCGACGUCGCGCCCGAUCCCGAUCCCGACGACGACGUCUGGGCGUUCGUCGAGGACGAGCAGCGCGAGUUCCCCCGCGCCCUUCCUCGUACACCCGCCAACACGCCCGUUCAAUCCUUCUCGGCUCCCGUGGCUACGUUUCCCGUCUCGGCUCUCGCGUCGAACCGACCUCUCCGUCGGCCGCCCGCGUUCGAUCCGAACGCGACGUGGGCGGACGAGGAGAACCUCGUUCCUCCGACGCGGCCCAGGGCGGCGACGGCAGGGGACACGCCGCAGGUCGCCGUCCGCUCGGGUUUGCGCGAGCGGUCAAAGAACGUGAGCUACGCGGAGCCCAGCCUGAAGGCGAAGGUUCGCAGGCCGUGGUCGCCGACGAAGCCCAAGCGGAGGUCGUCAAAGGCGAAGCGACGCGAGACCGAGCCCGCGGCGGCGGCGGCGUCAACGUCGACACUCACGUCGACAUCCACGUCAACUUCCACGCAAUCAGCCACGUCAGCGGCCACGUCAGCGACCGCGUCAGCGUCUACGUCGUCUGGGGUGAGAUCAUUCGACGCGGCGCUCGCGCGAGUCGCGUCCGCCGUCUCCUUCGUCACCGAACGAAAGCGCGGCGGCGCCCAGAAGGCGCGACGCGCGAAGAGCCCUGAGGAACAUCCGGAGAUCGAGAGCAGCCCGGAGAUCGACCCGAACGCGCUCGCCCGGCGCGGGCUCACCGACUCGGAUUCCGACCCAAACGAGGAACCGACUCUGCCCGACUCGGGUUCCCCCGCCAGGCCGUCGCCCUUCUCCAACUUCACGUCCCGGCACGUCAUCAGGCCGGGUCCCACCAAUCGGGUGCUCUCGUUCGACAACUCGCCGGGAUCGAACGAGCCGUUCCCGACCGCGGCUGCGUACGUCCGGAUACCCACCGCCGUCGAGAUUGCGCCGUCGUUCGGUGACGACCCCGACUCUGACUCCGACUCUGACGACGGCGGCGACUCCGACGGGGAGAGCGAGUACGAAGACGCGGAGGGUUCGGCGGUGGACGACGACGACGUCGCGUCCGACGUCGCGUCCGACGUCGGCGACGAGGUGCCGCUGCUCGCGCGCCGCCUGAGCCAGGAGGAGAUCACCGACGCUCUGCUCGCGGAUGCGGUGGCGACGGGGAUGAGGCUGGAUCCGCGCCCGGGCGCUCGGCGGGGAUGA
This is a messenger RNA of Micromonas commoda, 1653 nucleotides long. RefSeq lists its product with no specific name. The record is from RefSeq and is a predicted model, not a curated record. NCBI's taxonomy places the organism in Eukaryota, Viridiplantae, Chlorophyta, Mamiellophyceae, Mamiellales, Mamiellaceae. The coding region runs from base 1 to 1653 and encodes 550 amino acids. The transcript is spliced from 2 exons.